UGGUCGUUACCUUGGUAACAAAGCAGUUGCGGUGCGAAAAACAAUCUUCAAACACAUUGUUUUUCAAAGCAGGAGGUAACAUGGAUGAGCUCGAUUUGCUGUUGGAGGAGAUAGCCCUUAAUCCAACUGCUUCAACAAGCAGUAAUUCAACUGCCAGUGAGGUGCAAGCUGCAGCCAACAAAGGAACCAGGAAGAGAUCACACCUAAAAGUGUUCAGUGACCUGUCUCCUCCCGUGGAAACAUCCCAGGAUGACGAUUCUCCCACCAAAGAGCUGGAUUCUAUUUUACAAGAUUUGAUGAGUCUGGGAUCUCAGGAUGCAGAAUCUUCACCACUUUUACAAGAGACAACAGAAGAUGGCCAACAGGGAAUCGUCAGUAUUUUGGAUUUAGAUGCAAAGGAUUCCGCAGGGAGCAAAAAUGCGGAGAGUAUAGACAAUCUUCUUGGAGGGCUGAAGACUGACCUGGAAAAGAUCGGUGUCCGCAACACAACCAAGGGUCACUGUGCCGCCUGUAACAAAACCAUUGCGGGGAAGAUGAUCACAGCCAUGGGUGAAAUGUGGCACCCGGAGCACUUUGUGUGUGCGGUGUGCACGACAGAGCUGAGCACCACAGGCUACUUUGAGAGGGAAGGACGUGCGUACUGCACUAAGGACUACCAUCAACUCUUCUCGCCACGCUGUGCUUUCUGCGGAGGGGCCAUUGUACAGAACAUCUUGACAGCUUUGGACCAGACGUGGCAUCCUGAUCACUUCUUCUGCACACAUUGCGGGGACUUCUUUGGAGAUGAUGGUUUCCUGGAGAAGGACGGGAAGCCAUAUUGUCGCAAGGACUUCUACCAACUCUUUGCCCCUAAGUGUGCGGGCUGUGGGGAGCCUGUGAUGGAGAAGUACCUGACUGCGGCUAACGGCACAUGGCAUCUGGAAUGCUUCGUCUGCGCGGACUGUCUGAAGCCCUUCACCGACGGCCGCUUCAUGGAGCUGGACGGGCGGCCGCUCUGCCAGACCCACUUCCACUCCCGGCGGGGCACUCUUUGCGGCAAGUGCCGCCAGCCCAUCGUGGGUCGCUGUGUCUCGGCCAUGGAGAGCAAAUUUCACCCCGAGCACUUUGUGUGCGCCUUCUGUCAGAAGCAGCUCAGCCAAGGAAUCUUCCGGGAGCACAGAGGCAAACCCUACUGCCUGGCCUGCCAUAACAAACUCUUAGUCUGACAAGGAAAUAUGGAAAUCAAUCGUUAUUGUCCAACUCUUAAUUAUCAGCCGAUACCUAUUAUAUACAGUCAUGGAAUUCACACAUUAUUAUCCCGAAUGUUGUUGUGAUGCCCCGCUGGAUGCAUUAAACAAUGUAACAAAGUUUUCCCAAAAUAAAUCAACUCAAGUUAUGGAAAAAAAUGCCAA
Nerophis ophidion (straightnose pipefish) is the source of this 1391-nucleotide messenger RNA. RefSeq names its product leupaxin (gene lpxn). Gene Ontology annotation, cellular component: stress fiber; filamentous actin; Z disc. The transcript is spliced from 9 exons. Gene Ontology annotation, biological process: actin cytoskeleton organization; muscle structure development. NCBI's taxonomy places the organism in Eukaryota, Metazoa, Chordata, Actinopteri, Syngnathiformes, Syngnathidae. The record is from RefSeq and is a predicted model, not a curated record. Gene Ontology annotation, molecular function: muscle alpha-actinin binding; actin binding. The coding region runs from base 81 to 1205 and encodes 374 amino acids.